Messenger RNA from Chaetomium fimeti, 2070 nucleotides. RefSeq lists its product as uncharacterized. The record is from RefSeq and is a predicted model, not a curated record. The coding region runs from base 1 to 2070 and encodes 689 amino acids. Lineage: Eukaryota; Fungi; Ascomycota; Sordariomycetes; Sordariales; Chaetomiaceae. The transcript has 4 exons. Gene Ontology annotation, molecular function: catalytic activity.
AUGGCAAAACAUCGACAGCAGAACACCCACAUCAGCGAUCAUACUCUUCACCUGUCUACGUCGGGUGAAAGUGUCUCUUCGCUUCUCGCUCGUACUCCGAAUUUAUCACCCGGUGAUGCCUGGAACAGGCUUUAUGGCGACGCGGUGCGCAAGGGUGAGGGAGCUAUAGAGAGAGAGAGUGAAUCGACUCAGCAGUCGGGAACUCGUCGUGAGGGCACGAGCAUCGAAUCCGAAUCUGCACCGCAGGCGGAGGUAGAAAGAGCGGCGAAGUGCGGAAAUUGGGGUUCGACCAAACCGAGUGACUUAUUCCUCAAGAUCUACCACGAUGCCGUGUGCACUCUCGACCAUGCCCCUCACCAAGCUGUAGUCAGCCCUUCACUCAUGGGCAGUUAUGGGACGGUACCCCUCACUAUCAUCUCUGUGCUGCCCGACAUUGUCCGCCACAUGUCGAACGUCAUUGUCCGUGCAAGAGAAGAAGUGUUCUUGGCGACCAAUUACUGGCAAAGCAGUGUAGCGUCCAAGUACAUCACCGAUGCCAUUAAGGAGCUGGACCACCGAGCCGGGGCAAGGGGCACGAGGGUCGUUUUGAAAAUUCUCUACGACCGCGGGAGCCCUAGACAGCUCUACAAGCCCCAUUAUCUCGUUUCCGAGAAAGCAGUAACGGGAAAGAACGUCAACCUACCGUCUGCCGGUGAGAUCCCGCAUAUCGACAUGGAGGUCAUGAAUUUUCAUUCCCCCGUAAUGGGAACCUUCCACGCAAAGUAUGUGGUGGUUGACCGGAGGAUCGCUCUUUUACAGAGCAACAACAUUCAAGAUAACGACAACUUGGAGAUGAUGGUUCACUUGGAGGGCCCAAUCGUGGAUUCUAUAUACGACAUGGCUCUGAUUUCGUGGCACAAAAAGUUGGAUCCGCCAUUGCCUAGUCAGACUGCUACAGCUAGUGAUGAAGGGCGAGACAUCGGGUUGGAUGGGACCGGCAAGGGUACUACAACUGACCAAAACUCAGAAAGAGGUGACAUGGGACCCACCGGAGGCGACAAGGAGCCCGUAUCGGCUUCUAGAUUAAAUCGAGAGGACCAAACCAACGGGGCAGUCGCCGCCCCUGUCAGCCAGGAUUCGGUGCGAGAACCAAGGAGACUCCCAGAACAUACGGCAGAUGACCCACACUACGACGACGACAUCGCGGGCGAAGUGGCCCGCGCCGAUGCAUCACUCGCUCCCAAGCCCGACCAGACACACCUACAAGCCGUCACCCGGUUGCUCAACCAUACCCUCAAUGAAGGCCUGCCAGGAGACCCUGAAGCACCAGAGUGCCCACCCGGAAAAUUCAUGACACCAUACCUCCCCCAUCAAAGUCACACCCCCUACCCGAUGGCCCUCGUCAACCGCGCCCCCUACGGCCCGCCAACCCACAAAUCUGUGUCGAACCCCCAAAACGCCGCCUGGCUUUCCGCGGUGCGCAAUGCCCAGAAAAGCGUCCACAUCGUCUCGCCAACCCUCAACGCAUCUCCCCUGAUCCCAGCCAUCAUCGAAGCCUGCGAGCGCGGCGUCGACGUGUACUGCUACAUCUGCAUCAGCUACAACGAUGCCGGCGAGCUCCUCCCCCGCCAAGGCGGCCACAACGAAGCCAUCGCCGCGCACCUCCACCGCACCCUCAGCCGCACCCCUGGCCGCGGCCACCUGCACUACCACUGGUACGUGGCCAAGGACCAGACCCGCCCCAUAACCCAAGCGGCGCGGCAGCGCAGCAGCCACAUCAAGCUGCUCGUCGCCGACGGCGCCGUCGCGGUGCAGGGCAACGGCAACCAGGACACGCAGAGCUGGUUCCACAGCCAGGAGGCCAACCUGCUGGUGGACAGCCGCGCGCUGUGCGAGGCCUGGCUGGCGGGGCUGGACCGCAACCAGAACACGCGCUUGUUCGGGCGGGUCGGGGCCGAGGACGGGGUGUGGCGGGAUGGGAGCGGGAAUGGGGUGGAGGGGGCGAUGGGGGUCGAUGCCGGCCGGGUGUUGGGGUGGGUGAAAGGGGUAAAGGGGGCGGUGGAGAGAGUGAGGGGAACGGGAGGGUUUUGA